AUGGAAGAAGAUGAUUCUUUUCAUUCAAAUACUGAUGCAAUAAUCUGCCCGACUUCUGAUGUUUCACAAAGCUUGUUGUCAGAUCCCAACAUUGCCUCGUCGCCUUUGACGAACGCCCAACAGCAGCAGCCGCACCAGUGGACGGCUGCUGCUGUAGGUUAUAGUAAUGAUGAUUUGAGUGUGUCUGUAUCUGUAUCUGUAUCAAGUGCAUGUUCCAGGAUUAGUUAUAAACAAAUUGACGAGGACCAGAUUAAUGUUUCAAAAGCAAAGGAACGAGUCCAAUUACCCAACGACUUCACUUCUUCAAGAAGUCGCAUUAAGGUGCAUAUGCAAGGGGUUGCUGUUGGACGAUCAGUUGACUUGACUGUAUUAAGUGGUUAUGAUGAACUUAUCAGUGUAAUUGAAGAGAUAUUUGAUAUCAAGGGAGAACUUAGCCCUCGAAUCAAAUGGCAACUUGUGUACAUGGAUGAUGAGGGUGACAUGAUGCUUGUGGGGGAUUACCCGUGGCCGGAGUUUUGUGAGAUGGUGAGGAAGUUAUAUAUAUAUUCUAGUGAAGAAGUGAAGAAGAAAUAAUCUUGACGCAAGUAAUAAGUUUCGUGAU
Messenger RNA from Solanum tuberosum (potato), 601 nucleotides. Its product is annotated as auxin response factor 11-like. Gene Ontology annotation, molecular function: DNA binding. Gene Ontology annotation, biological process: response to hormone; regulation of DNA-templated transcription. NCBI's taxonomy places the organism in Eukaryota, Viridiplantae, Streptophyta, Magnoliopsida, Solanales, Solanaceae. The record is from RefSeq and is a predicted model, not a curated record. The coding region runs from base 1 to 573 and encodes 190 amino acids. The transcript is spliced from 4 exons.